Messenger RNA from Osmia bicornis bicornis, 1364 nucleotides. It is a transcript of the gene Tsp74F, whose product is annotated as CD151 antigen. Bases 285 to 1010 code for a protein of 241 amino acids. The record is from RefSeq and is a predicted model, not a curated record. Lineage: Eukaryota; Metazoa; Arthropoda; Insecta; Hymenoptera; Megachilidae. Gene Ontology annotation, cellular component: membrane. The transcript has 7 exons.
CAGUUUCACUCAGACCCGGCCUGAAAUCGCGCGUGUCCACAACGAUACUCGAGCCGCAGCUUCGUGUCUGAAUUAAGCGACCAAUUUUUCUACUUGCCGGUUAACCGUGAGAUAAAACUACCCGGUCAGUGAUUUUUUUUCCACCCCGCGAAGCAACAGUUACAAAUCGUGCUGCGUGAAACGGUGUCACGUUUCAUCGGCGAAAGAAAUUGUUUAUCUUUCGUGCGCUACCGACAAAACAGGCUACUUUGAUAUACGACACGAUCUCAAAAAAAUAACUAACAAUGGGCUACGGGACGGAAAUGGACAGCUGUGGACGCUGUAUGAAGUAUUCCUUGUUCUUCAUCAACUUCGUAAUAUUCAUUGGUGGAGUUACGAUAGUUGGAUUAGCAUCGUGGGCCAUGUUGGACAAGGUUCCCUGGAUAGGUGAACUUGUUGGUAACGAUCUCCUAACAGGUGCAAUCUACGUGUUAUUGGCCGGUGGUGUGCUCGUCGCCAUCAUCUCUUUCUUUGGUUGCAUCGGUGCAUCACGGGAAGUGAAAUGCAUGCUACUCACGUACUUCAUCAUCGUAUUUCUUCUCUUCGUGACAAUGCUAAUUGGCGGAGUAUUGGCGUACGUGUUCCGUGAAAAGUUAGUGAAGGGCCUCGAAAGAGAGAUGACGAGUUCGAUGAGAGUUUACGAUUCCCGUAAGGCCGUCAGAGAGGCCUGGGACACGACGCAGAGCACGCUCCACUGCUGCGGUGUACACGGCUGGAGAGACUGGGGAAUUCAGGGACUCAACGUGCCACAGAGCUGUUGUCGCGAAAUACAACCUAACCAGCGAUUCAACUGCAGCGCUGGACCAGACACAGUGAAUCCUUCGAAUGCCUAUCUGGCCGGUUGCAUCAAUGGAACGCAGAUUUACAUGCAGAAGCACGCAACAAUCAUGGGUGGCGCUGGAAUUGCCGUCGCGUGUCUGAUGUUCUUCGGUAUGAUAUUCUCUUGCGUGCUGUUCAAGAUGAUAGAAUAAACUCAAGAGAGUUGUCGAGCUAAUGAAGUGGAUAUGGCAGCCGUCCUUGAGCAACUCAUGAAUUCAUAAUCAUCGUCAUAUGAGCGAACCCCAAGCUGAAGUACGAGAAUCAAAAUGCAUCUUCACGCGCAUCUACUUUCCAAUGUACAGAUUUCACCAUUUUUGUUACGUUUAGUAUGUUACUUCGAUGUAUGUACCUCCGUUCAACGAUUUCUCUUUUUUUCUUUUGUAAUUUAUAAGAAACACUCUGAGUACUCCCCUUCGAUCGCGUACCGUACUAUAUGGAAUUUGUAUGGUAAAACAAUAUAUACCUUAUAUGCGUAAUAAAUAAACAACGUGUACAAAGUUGAAAAA